Messenger RNA from Cladophialophora immunda, 1154 nucleotides. Its product is annotated as ribosomal protein L7/L12. Gene Ontology annotation, cellular component: ribosome. Gene Ontology annotation, biological process: translation. Lineage: Eukaryota; Fungi; Ascomycota; Eurotiomycetes; Chaetothyriales; Herpotrichiellaceae. Bases 75 to 692 code for a protein of 205 amino acids. The record is from RefSeq and is a predicted model, not a curated record. The transcript has 2 exons. Gene Ontology annotation, molecular function: structural constituent of ribosome.
GUACAAUCGUCUGUCCCCAUUAUUCGUUUUCAACAGGUUCCUUUAUUCCCCUCCCCAUUCUUCAUCGAUCCACGAUGUCGUCGAAACUCCCAUCAGUGACGUAUCGUUGCUGCCAUCUCGCAUCUCGGACGCAAAAACGCAGUCUCUCCUCCCAAUGCCUCCGGCUUUCCUCCACAAGCUCCGCAAAUCAGCAUAGACGAAGGAACAGCUUAGUAUCCUCAAAGUCCUCAAGAAGAUGGCAAUCGACGGAUGCAGCUGCCGCGCCUACGAAUCCUAAGAUAGCUGGGAUUGUCGAUCAAAUAUCACAAUUAACGUUGUUGGAGACCGCAGAUUUGGUCGCGAGCUUAAAGUCACGGCUUAACAUUCCCGAUAUGGCUUUUGCUGCUCCCGCUGCUGCCCCUGCUGGCGGUGCUGCGGCUGCAACUCCCGCUGCCGAAGCAGAGGCAGCAGAAGAAGCCGCGCCCGCCCCAGCCGAAAAGACGAUGUUCACACUGAAACUCGAUUCCUUCGAUGCGACCGCUAAGCCCAAGGUCAUCAAGGAAGUGAAGGGAUUGCUGGGUCUGAGUUUGGUGGAUUCCAAAAAGUUUGUGGAGAGCGCGCCCAAGGUGAUGAAGGAAGGUGUGCCCAAGGAGGAGGCGGAGAAAAUUGUCGCCGCCAUGAAGGCAUUGGGAGCUGUUGUUUCCAUGUCGUAGGGAUGAGGGGCGAAAAUAGCAGGUGAAGAGACGGUGCUCAUGACACACUCCACAUCCGUUCAGCGUCUGUUUAGGACCAUUUUCAGAGACAAAUGGCUGCACGAUGCACACGUCAGAUGUCUAGAGGUGUUGUACAGGAACUAGGGGUGAAGAUGCUAUCUUGGUGCAUUGAUGGGGCCGGUCAAGCAUUCUUCUACGAGGUCGUUGCCCCCGUUGAAUCAUCCUGAUCGGGGGACGCUGUAACUAUACCAUGGGCUUGCAGGAAGACUUGGACAAGAUCCGAAAAAUGUACAAUUCAAGAUUCGACUACCGCCCCAGAAGUCAGAUCAUUGCAUUUUAAUUGUGAAGUGUAGCAGCUUCGCUGGAGCCAGGCACACCCAUGAAUCUCCAGUAAAAUGUGCUGAACUUUUCUCCUGGAUAUAAACAGUGGAAAGAGUAGCCAACAUGCCAUGUCAUUAUCCG